AUGAUUGUUGGAAAUGAACUGAGUGAUACUAUUGCAAAUAUCAGUGAGGAUGAUGUGUGGAUUGUGCAUCCCAUACCUGGUUAUGUCGUUAAAUUUAAGGAAGUAAAUUCCAAUUGUCGCACACUGUUUAUGAAAGAGAAAUGCAAACUUUUUUUAAAUAUCUGUCAUUGCACGCAGUUACCUCCUCCAGAAGAUCUCAGUGAGGACGAAGUUGCAAAAUUGUUGGAUUCAAGUGAUCCGUCAAAGUAUCGCAUACCAUUAUGUGUUGGUGAUGUUGAAGUGGUUUUAGACAGAAAAGGAGAAGAUUCUGUAAAGAUAGAUGUAAUCGUCAACUCUACUUUUUAUUUGGUGCAGCUCGAAAAAAGUGAAUUUUUUCGACAGUUAUUGCUACUGGUUGUUUCAGAAGCAGUUGAGAAGAAGCAUGAUAUUACGAUCGAUGUAAAGGGAGCGAUUAAAUUAAAAAAUCGAAAGUGUGUGGGUGAUUUGAGUGCUCAGAGAAUACGAAAAAAACCGCGAGAAGCGUUUAUAAGAGAAGUAGAAUCAGUAAAGCAAUCAGAAGGGCCGAUCCAUGAGCAAUAUUGUCUUCCAAAGAAUUGCCUACUUAUUCUUCGAGACGGCAGACAACUGGAGGUGAACUUGAAGCUUGCUAGUGUGCUACCAUCGAUAAAAAAUACUGACAGGUUGAAUGUUCGGAUGAAUGACGAUCAUUUGUUAAUCAUACUUGAUCGGAAACAAACAAUCUUGGAUAUUUAUUUUCCGGUAAAAGUAGACUAUAAAAGAGUAGAAGCAAAACUAUUGUUAGAUGAAGGAAUACUGCGGAUUCUAGCUCCUGUUAUUUGGUGA
Brugia pahangi is the source of this 843-nucleotide messenger RNA. The record is from the annotation of a GenBank genome assembly. Lineage: Eukaryota; Metazoa; Nematoda; Chromadorea; Rhabditida; Onchocercidae.